Messenger RNA from Capronia coronata CBS 617.96, 456 nucleotides. RefSeq lists its product as uncharacterized. The coding region runs from base 1 to 456 and encodes 151 amino acids. NCBI's taxonomy places the organism in Eukaryota, Fungi, Ascomycota, Eurotiomycetes, Chaetothyriales, Herpotrichiellaceae. The transcript is spliced from 2 exons. The record is from RefSeq and is a predicted model, not a curated record. Gene Ontology annotation, molecular function: single-stranded DNA binding.
AUGUCGACGUCCCUCUUCGUCUCCUCGCGUCGCAUAGCCUCCCAGAUCCCAGGCUUCACAUCUCGCGCCGGGCGUGCAUUCUCCACCACUCCUCAAUCCCAGCUCGCGCGCAUGACGCUGGUCGGCCGUCUAGGAACGGACCCGGAAAUCAGCGAGACCCGGACGGGCCAUGUGAUCAAAUACGUGGUCGGGAGCAGUUCGGGACCGAGGGAUAAUCGCCAGACCUCGUGGUAUAGGGUGGCUGCGUUUCCGCCGGAGGGGCCGCAGAGGGAGUUUGUGAUGGGGUUGAGUAAAGGAACACUUGUCUACCUGGAGAGUGAUGCGACGAUGCGCACGUAUGAGGAUGCCGACGGGAAGAAGCAGACUUCGUUGAAUCUGGUGCAGACGCGGUUGGAGGUGUUGAAGAGACCGCAGCCGAGAGAAGAUGAUGGGUCAUCGGGCUUGUCGGGGGCUUAA